Colletotrichum aenigma is the source of this 22572-nucleotide messenger RNA. RefSeq names its product Serum response factor-binding protein 1 (gene srfbp1). The transcript has 4 exons. Lineage: Eukaryota; Fungi; Ascomycota; Sordariomycetes; Glomerellales; Glomerellaceae. The coding region runs from base 1 to 22572 and encodes 7523 amino acids. The record is from RefSeq and is a predicted model, not a curated record.
AUGCGUGGUGAUCCACGUCGCCGGAGCCCGGAGAGCUCUAGGCGGCGAAGAAAGGACCGGCGUGAUUCUCGCGAACAGCUUGCCUCCGCCGCCGCCGCCCCCUCCACUGUAUCCAGCAUGCCAGGCCCGUCUGCUCAACCACAGCAGUACCCUUAUUCGCAGCAGCAGCAACAGCAGCAACAAUACCAAUACCAACCCCAGACAUACUCUCCGUCGCAAUACUCCCAAUCCUACGCCGAACCCCAAAGAUACCCCGAUCAUGAAAGCUACGCUCCGAGACCUGAGCGAUACGAACAACAACAACAACAUCAUCAUCAUCAUCAACAAUACCAACAGCAACAAUCGUACGGGAACCCCCAGAGAUACCCAGAACCCGAGCGAUACGCCCAAGCUGAGAGAUAUUCUGAACCCCCCCAACAAUAUGCCGAACGCGAUCGAUAUGCCGGCUCCCAAGCAUCAGCAUCGGCAUACACCGAGCCUGCGAGAACGCGCCCGCGCGGCGGCUCGAGUUCGUCCGCCUCGUCAUCCACUUCGUCGUCCCUCCUCAACGUUUCGGCCAAGGCUCCAAGGUUCGGCGGUGUCUUUAGCACUUUUUGGAGGGCCCCCUCGGAGCAGCGUGAGCGACGGCGGAGGAAGAAGCAAAAGGCUCGCAUCUUCUUCGCUACGAACUCGUCUUCGUCCUCGGUCAACUCCGACCUGGCCUACGGCCGCGGCUACAUUGAACGCGACAAGAGCCAGGGUCCAACCCCCGCGGCUUCUGCUUAUGCCAGUCCCGCCAUGUAUCGGAAUGAGCCUGCGCCUACUGAGGUCCGUCAGCAACCACCACCGCCGCCUGAGCCGCGGCCCAAGACCGACGAUGAAGAAAUCCUCGAGAUUGGCCGCCAGUUGCAGGACAUCGCCAGGAGGCAGAAUGAAUCCGACAAGCGCGCCGCCGGGAAGUCCCGUGCGUCCCAGCUGGCUGGUGCCGCCGGUAUAGCCGGUGCAGCUGCUGCCUUUGGUCACUUCCGCAAUCACAAAGCGGGCGGCAAGAGUCAAGCGGGACCUUCGUCGAAAGUGCAGGAGUCUUCCUCUGACGACGACUGGGAAUCCGCGUCCGAGGAUGAAUCGUCUACGGAUAGUUCCGACAGCUCAGAUGGCGGCGGCUUGGCUUACGGCUUUGACAAGCCGUCCAAGUCUGCUAGGAUCUCGGCCGAGCCUCCUGAGCAGAUUCAGCCGCCUGGACGGAAGAACACCGUCGUCGACCCGCGUCUCUUCGGCCCUUAUAACUCUCUCCGCGGCGCCGUCAAGAGCCCCUGUGGCUUUGGCGAACAGGACGAUCCUCGAUCUGCAGGCUCGUUCCGCCGUCAUCACGAGGAAACCGUGGCACAAGUCCAGUCACCCAAGACCGAGAAGAAGUCAGUGCAGCAGCCGAUGCAGCAUGUGUAUCCCGUGCCAACUUCGGACCCAGACAAGUUUGACUUUGACCGCGCUUCUGUGACCUCGUCUAGGCAAGACCUCCCACAACAGUCCCGACCCGCCCCUGUUCCCCUGCAGCAACCUAAGCCCAUUGUCCCGGUCUCAUCCAAGGUUUAUGAUGCGGACAGAUAUGUAGAGCCCCGGACUUUCAAGCGCCAGACGCCCACGGGCAGGAGCCCUGGUAGGAUCCCCGUCGAGACAGCCAUUGCCGGUGCUGGGGCCGCGGCCGCGGCCAUUGGCGUGGCCAUGGCUAACCGUAGGGACUCUGCCGAUCAAGUUCAACGUCACGACGAGCGCCGGAGUGAGGCCUGGGAGAGGCGAGACCACGCCCGCGAGUCUCGGGACAGCCGUCGACCAGACGAGCGGGUAGAUCAGCCUGUCAAAAUUGAAAUGGACGACCGUGAACGCCGCGAUCGCAGCGAACGCCGGUCAUAUAGGCAUAGCCCCGUCGAGAUCAUCGACCAACGAGACAAGAACCGUACCGCCCGCGGCGAUGCCCCUCCCGAGCCGACCAAGAAGCCGGAAGCACGUCCAGAUGCCCGUCCAGAGGUGUACCGGCUGCCGAAAGGUGACGAAAUCCGAGUAGAGUAUGACCCGGAGGAAGAUCGACAGCGCCGAGAGAAACCCAAGGAGCCACGUAAAGAUGAGCGUAAGCCGGAAGUCGUCGAAGAACGCCGGGAUGGGAAGCGGGUAGAGAAGCAAACUGACUUACCCCGAGAUCAUCAUGGGGUGGAGCAACCCGAGGUCCCCUUUACACAAGCCCCUAUUGACCCUUUCCAGUUCCAGGUCGCUGACGACGCUUUCCAAACACCGAAAUACGCGACGCCCAAGAACGCCACGCCCAAGAGGCCGCUGACUCCCCAGGUCGUGACUGUUGAUCGCGAGCCUAAUUUCGACGAUUCGCCCCCGAGGAAGCCCGACUACUCGGAUUCACGAUUGAGCCGCAAGGAUUCUUUUGAGCUCGAGCAAAGGUUGGAGCAGUACCAGCAAGGCUUCAGAGACCGCUCGAGAACGCCGGAACCCCGCCGUCGCAGAGACUCGUUCGAAGAGGAGAAGCACGCCGCCAAGGCAAUUUACGACGAGGUCAAGCAUGCCACUGCGCCCGUAGCCGCGGCCGCUCUUGCUUCUGCAAUUGCCGUAGAGGAACAGAGAUCGCGAAAACAUCGUAGUGAACAUGUCACCGAGGAUGGCUCGCGUACCAGCUCCCAGGCUGCGAGAGACGCCGUCCAGGAAGAGGCCGACAGGCAUUACCGGGAGACCGUCCUUGCUCGCAAGAUUGCCGAGGACGAAAUUCGCUCUCGCAGCUCCUCGCCUCAUGACGGGUCCGUUGUAGGCAAGUACGAUGACGACAAGCGACCUGAAGUGGUCACCAUCGUGACACCCCCGGAGAUGGACCAUCCUCACGACAAAAGCCCCUACGACGCGCCAAACGCGGAUGUUCGUAUCGACCACGUCAUAAUACCAGACGAGCUCGCCCGUUUCCGUCUACCGGAAGGCCAGCUUGGUCCUGGGUCCACGCAUAUCUUCCGGUCUCGCGACCCCUCUUGUGAGCGCGAGCGGCCUCUAUUGAAUCUCGUCCUCCCUACACCUAAUAUCACCCCCCGCGCCACACCUGCCCCUGAGCAGCAGAAGGAGGCGAACCGUGAAGCGAGACAAGAGGAAAAGCCGAAGAAGAGCACACGUGAAGAGCCAAAGCCUAGAUCCGUAGAGGUGACUGCAACUCCCGCGGAUAUCGCCCCUGAAGUCGUUCCUGAACCAAAACAAAAGGUUGUCGAGAGACCAACGACACCCACGGCCAAGUCGGUGACCUGGGGCGAGAAUGAGACCAAGAGUUUUGAGAUUGAGAGCCCCGAGCCUCCGAAGAGCGUGCCCUCAUCCACUUCUCCCAAGAAGUCGAAGAAGCGCUUCGGUAAGAGCACCCCGUGGGGCGUAAUCGCCGCAGCCAUCGGCGGAGCGGGCGCUGCAGCGGCAGCUACCUCCGAGGUUCACGAUCCUUUCGAGGAGAACAAGACGACGGAAGACAGGGAGAGACACAGCCCACCGCAGUCUCCCAAGUUCCGAGCCGUCGAGCCUUCCUCGGAGCCUGCCGUUUCCCCCAUCCAUCCCAAGGUCACCACCUCGUUUGAGGAUGACUUGCCUCCUGCGCCAGGCCCGAAGCCGUCCAGUCCACAAACCUCUCAGAUGCCCGGGGCGUUUGCGGAUGAUUUGGAGUUCGCGUCCGUCCUCGCUGCUGGCUUGCAAGACACUGGAUUUGACCCCAACAUUGUCAUUGACAACCCUACCUACAUGCGGCGUGAUAGUCCGCCGGGCCAGAAUGAGCCAAUCUACCAGCAACCUUACGUAGAGACGGUAAAUGACCUGGGAAUCUACGGUCCUGAGAAUAUCGGGCAGCCCACAGCCACCCGCGAGCCAGGCCACGUCAUUAGCGAGGUUCACGACACCCCCGUGGAGAAGGAUCUGAAAAACGGCCAUGCUGCUUUCGACACUCUCCCUAGAAAGUAUCGUGAUAAGGGAAAAUCCAAGGAGACCGAAGCCUUGCAUGAAGAGCCUGCUGGCGACGAAUCUGAGCCUGGUAGGAAGCUCAGCAAGAAAGAGAAGCGCAAGCAGAAGGCCGCCAAGAGACAGAGCGUCGAGAGCGCGCCGGAGGAGACAACAGAGGCGGUAACACCGCUGGAUCCUUUCUCACAAACGGCGCCCGAGCACGAUUGGAACGACGACAGGUCUCAGAGCCCCUCAACCGUUGUAUCAACCGUUGUGUCGGUCGGUCCCAAAGUUCGCGACCCUCUUGACGACCCCCUUUGGAAUUCGCCGUCGUUUUCCCACCGGGACCGUCCUGUUGAAGAGCCAACAUACGAUUCCCGCCGUUAUGUUGACGAGCCAACUUACCAGUCCCGCCGCUCCGAUGAAGUGCCAACGUAUGACUACCGCCGUUCUGCUGACGAGUCAACUUCUCGGCGCCAGUCUGAAGAGCGAAGAUCCCCCCCGACCACCCGAUCCCUGGAUGAUUCUCCUUACGCUGGCACCUCUUUUGACGAACUGCCUUCUAUCCAAGACACAAGAUCCUUUGACGAGUCUUCUUCUCUCUACUCUCAGCCUUCUGAGGUGCCAAGCUCUUACGUACGCUCCCGCGAUGAGCCAUCUUCCCAGGCGCCGGCGUCAUCUGGGACACCCAAAGCAGAUGACGACGCCGCAGCCCCAACGAAGUUGAGCAAGAAAGAAAAGAAGAAGAAACGGUCUUCCAGAUCAGACAUUGUUGUGGUACAGGAGGAUGGGAAAGAGCCGCAGGAGAUCAUUGUUGAGGAGCCGCGCAGCUAUCGCGAGGAGCUGCCCGAGCACAACGACACUGCUCCGACAGAACCUCGCGAGAAGGACGAUGACCCGUUGGACUCGCCAGUGAAGAAGAAGAAAAAGUCCAAAAAGUCCAAGCAGAGCUCUGACGAGUGGACCGACGUCGAGAAGCAGAUUGAGGACGUCUCUGCCGGCGGGAGAAGCUCGCCCACCAAGCCUGUGGACGACUGGGACGAUCGUCCUGCCAAAUCGCGGCGAGAUCGAUCUAGGAUCGACGACCAAGACACAGGCUCUGUCGUGUCCGAUUCGACACCGCGGCGCAGCAAGUCAGAUCGCCGCUCCAACGGCAGCCGUUACGAAGAAGACGACGCCAAGUCUGUGGCAUCGGACGGGUCCGGCCGUAAGAGACGUAGCCGCGACGACAAGAAGAGUGUCAAGGACGAUGACAAAAAGAGCACCAAGGAAGAAGAGAAGCGCGGCAGCAGCGGGUUCUUUAGCCUGUUUAGACCGGGAAGCGGAAACAAGGACACAUCUGUAAAGGAGGAGAAGUCUUUUUUAGAUAAUGCCGGCACCCUUGGCGCGGGUGCCGGCUUGGCGAGCGCCGUGGCAGCUUUGGGCUCCAUGAUGUCCCGCUCCAACGCCACCGAACCUCAACCGGAAGAGUCUGAACAUUCUCGUUCUUUGGAAAGGACCGCCAGUACUUCCUCAGACGUGGACAUUCUCGACCCCGAAAUCACACAGCGGACAAUCAGGCCAGCCAUCGACCCGCAAUAUGGCGACCUCCUUCCCCUCCCGCCUAGUCCUAUGCCGCCGAGCACUCCUGGUUCUCCAACGGAAGAGCUCGGCGACCUCCCUGCCCUGCCUGACAGCCGGCCAGAAACGCCUCCAGAGGAGCGGAGACGACAGCACGAGAUGAAGACGCAUGUCCGGCGCCGCAGCAACUUGGACACCCCGCACAAGAGCCCAAGCCAAACUGCGGUGCCCUUCAAGCUGCGGCUCGGACAAAGGUCCAGCCCAUCAUCUCCAGGUAAUCUGGGACACGCAAUCUCUCCCAUGACUUCUCCGACGGCUCCAACGGCCCCGGAGAACGCCCUGUCCCGGCGUCCUUCCAUCAGACCAUUCUCGUGGGAGAGCAGCAAGGAAAUUAAACCGCUCUACCUGCUCGAGCAGGCUCGCCAGGAGCACGCCGCUCAGUCUACGGAGCCACACGUAGACUUUCCGGGGCUGCCACCCAGCGAGCCCUCGUCCCGAGAGUUCCCUGCACCGCAGUUUGCUCUCCGCGAGAACGACGUGGAGUACUUCCGCCAGCUUCAGGCCUCACCUUUCGAGCCUGAUGAGCGCCGUGUCAACACGGAUGUGUUCCGCUCUCCGGCUGCACGAGACCAGUUCAGCUCGCAGGAGACAACGCCGCAAGCACUGCACCAUACUCGUGCCAUGUACCGCCCUGAGUCCCCUGCUCUACCUGUCGUUCCAGACCUAAACAGACAACUGGAGCUGUCGGGGCGUGACCUGGCUGCGCUACCUGUUCUCCCUGCCAGCCCAGCAAGUACGGUAACUGAGCAUGAAGCUGCAGUGCCUGCCGAGCCGUCUUUGGAGCGCGCAAUAGCAGAUCUACCUCCUCUAUUUGACGAUCCAGAGUCUCAGCCUGGGUUGGCAGAGAAGCCCAGAGGCCCUGUUUUCCUCCCUGAAUCGCCCGCACUUCCCGCCAUGCCUGAUGCAGCCAGGCAACUGGAAUCUUUCGAGCCGAUGGACCUGCCAUCUCUUCCCGCUAGUCCUGUGACAGAUCAGGCGCCUUCUCCUGUUAUGCAGUUCCACGACGCGGAAGAUUUCCCUGCUCUUUCCACAAGUCCAUUGGCUGAGGACGCGUACGAAGCGCCGCAUACUGUCUCCAAAUUCCUCCCUGAAUCUCCUGCUCUUCCGCCCGUCACAGAGACCCAUCGAAUCGAUCUCCCAGACCAUUACUUUGAGGCUUUGCCUGUUCUACCUGCCAGCCCCAAGGUAGAGCCUCGAGCUUCGCCCAAGAGCGUCCGCUUUGCCCCCGAAUCUCCUGCGCUUCCUAUCCCAGACAACGCCGAAGGUUUUGGUCUCCCAGCACAUUACCUCGAUGAAUUGCCUGCCCUCCCCAGCAGCCCUGUAGCAGAUUAUCAGCCAAUCGCAAAGGGCGUCAGCUUCGCACCCGAGUCGCCCGCGCUUCCCUCGGUUGUAGAUGCUGCACGGCUAGACAUUCCCGAGUACGAUCUUGCAGAGCUGCCCAGCCUUCCCGCCAGUCCGGUCCUGGAACACCGGGACCGCGAUAUUGGCCCUAAGUUUGCACCCGAGUCUCCAGCUCUGCCAGCGUCCCCAGACAAGUUUAGAGAUGUCAUCUUCCCGGUCGACUCAGUAGACCAGUUGCCUGCUCUGCCUGGCAGCCCUAUACUAGAGCAUCAUGAACCUGCUCCUACCAUCAGCUACGCGCCGGAGUCUCCAUCCCUUCCCACGUGGCCAGGCACAGGCUUCCCCUUGCCAGAGCAGCUCGAGACAGACCUGCCUGCUCUUCCUCUCAGCCCUGUUUUAGAGCAGCAGGACCCUCCAGCAACAAUCACCUAUGCUCCAGAGUCCCCUUCUCUCCCCACGAUUCCAGAGACAUUUAGGCAUUUCGACACACCAGCUUACAAUGUGGUAGAGUUGCCUUCCCUUCCCGCCAGCCCUGUGGCAGAGCACGAGGCCGUCAGACAUAUCUAUGCACCCGAAUCCCCGGCUCUCCCCUCAUUUCCUGGCGCGAACCUAUACUCCCCAGAGCAGCAGCUAGAGGAUUUGCCUUCUCUUCCUGGUAGCCCUGUGGCCGAGGACGUGUCGAAGAAAUUCACGUUUGCACCUGAAUCGCCCGCUCUUCCCGCGGUUUCAGGCGCAGGUUUUUACUUCCCUGAGCAGCAGUUAGGAGAGUUGCCUGCCCUCCCUGGAAGUCCUUCAAUGGAGCCUUUUGUUACGGACCGUGAGGAGAUCGCCCCUCCAAGGGUCGUCUACGCACCUGAAUCGCCGGCUCUUCCCUCCGUCCCAGACACGGCUAUCUACUUUCAGGAGCAGCAGCUGGACGAUUUACCUUCCCUUCCCGGAAGCCCUGUAGCGGAGCCCCUUGUGAUGGAGCGUGAGGAGCCUGCCCCUCCUAAGGUUGUUUUCGCACCUGAAUCGCCUGCUCUCCCUUCAGUCCAAGCUGUGGGUUUCCACUUCCCAGAGCAGUCUUUGGAGGAGCUACCUGCUCUACCCAGCAGUCCUACAACGGAGCCUAUUGUAAUGGAUCGUGAAGGGACGAAUGCCCCAAGGAUCACCUUCGCCCCAGAAUCCCCCGCCCUUCCCCCACAAGCCGACUUCUACUUUCCAGAGCAGCCCAUGAAAGACCUACCUGCUCUGCCUCCUAGCCCUGUGGCAGAACCUGAGGAUCAUUCAAGAGGCCCUGCACUUGCGCUCGAAUCGCCCGCGCUUCCUCAUCUCCCGGACGCAUCUCACCAGCUGUAUGCCUCUGAUCACCAGCUAGAAGAUUUGCCUGCUCUGCCGACCAGCCCUGAGACGUUACCGGCGGUCGGGACACUUCCAGAGCCAGAGCCAGAGCCAGUUGAGGUCACCUCCAAGGACAGAAACACACCGCCGAGCCCCACGCCCACCAGGUCUUUGGAUAGAUCCGAAGCGACAGCUAAAGUUGAAGAGGAGAGUCUCUCCGAUGCGCAUGACGUCGCUCUUGGCGCCGUUGCAGGCGGUGCGGCAGCCGGGCUUGCUACGACUAUUCUCGGCCAUGGCGACCAGGCCGAGGGCAAAAAGCAGUCCGACCCCGACACCCAGAGCUUGGAAAACUUUGGAAUGUUCGAACCGGCAGGGCCACUUGCUGGAACGAAACUGUCCAAAAAGGCUAAAAAGAAGAAGAGAAAGAGUAAGGCGCUGUCUAUGGACGAGAACGCUGCCCCGACGGAGGCCGCCACUUCUAACGAGCCACCAGCCGAGAAUGCCGCCUUGCCGUCGAAUGACAAUGCUCCUGUCAGCCCGAUUGACAAGGACCGACGGCAGUCAAUCGAUGCUCCUCGCGAGAUGCCCGCAGAAGAGUCUGCACCUCCUUCUGGUGAGGUUGGCACCGAGGCCCCAGCUGAAGCUCCCUCGACAGAGGCCAUCCCGAGCGAAGCCGCUCCCACUUCGGAAACGCGCGCUGCUGAGGUUCCCGCACGUGAAGAGGCGCUUUCAACGGAGGCUCCAUCGGUUGUGGCCCCUCCCGAUGAGGUCUCCAUGCCCAUAUCCCCUUCAUCUAAGCCACAUGAAGAAGAUCUCCCCUCAUCGACUCACCCCAACCUUGAUCCGCCUGCCAGCAGCAAUGUCUUGUCCAACGACGAUACGCCUGUCUCAAUCGCCCCAAGAGAUGGUUUGCCCCCACCGGUUGAGUCCAUCCAGCGUGAGACUCCUUCCGAUGACGUCGUCCGUGGAAUCGAGAGCCUAAUAUCAAGCGCCAACGACAAUGUGCGCGGUGAAGACACUCCUGGGGAAACUCAGCCUGAGAUGUCCACUGUUGAGAGCAAGGCGCCCGUUGAUGCUGAGGCCUUGGAGACUGCCCCUGUUGAGCCUUCUACAGCAGACGUUCCCGCCGAAAAGAAGCUGUCCAAGAAAGACAAGAAGAAACUCAAAAAGGCUCAGGCUCGGGCGUUGGAGCUUGAACAUUCUGCGAAGCCUGACGAGGAACGCGACCAGAUCGAGUCUGCCACGGAACCAGUGCCAGAUCAAUUGCCAGAGGACAACUGCACAUCCUCCCUUGCCGACGACACGCUUCCCACGCCUGAGACUGAAGCACAUGACUCUGUGGUUGAGGUGGAAGCUGCUGUGGCUGACGCUGAUACUGGUGGUCCAGCCCUUGAGACUGAGCAAGCACCCCAGCUGCCUGAGCCACAAGCCGCGACUUGGCUUCCCAAAACCGAAACCACCGUUCCCGCUUCUGUGCCACAGACCGACGAACCGGCUCUCUUGCCCGGCACAGACGGUUCAUCCUCAGCGCCGACUUCCGGCGAGGGCAAGGACGUCAAUGAAGCCGAGCAGCCUGUUGCGCCUUCAGUCACCGAGCCUUCAUCUCCCGAGACACAGAAGAGCAAGAAAAAGAAGAAGAAGGCAAAGAAGGCACCCGAUCUGGAUGGUGAAGUCAAGUCAACGUCUGAGGCCAGUGAAACCAACCCCGUUGCCUCCGAGCCAGUGACGCCAUUCCCGGAGCAGGAAGUGUCGGCCAAGCUGGAUGAGAGCCCCUCCACAUUCGAGUCCAUAGCACCAAUUGCCCCGUUGCCCGACGCGGAGUCUCAACUUCAGCACAUUCCUAUCUUGGAACAAGAUGACAACCAGUUGGCACGGGGAGAUGAUGUGGCAGACUCGUCGGCUCCAUUUGAAGAGGACGUGGAGAAGACAGCCAGCAUCGACGAGCGUAUAUUGGAGUCUAAGCCUACCGUUGAAGCGGAAGAGAAGCCUGCGACUCUCGAGAACACUUUGUCUGGUCGUAGCGAGGACGUUCCCACAUUGCAAGACGCGCCUGCUGAUGGUCAGCCUUCCUUGGGGCCACAAGUUCCAAUUUCUGGCUUGGAAGAGAAGUCGGCCAGCUUGGACGACGAUUCGGCUCAACCACAAACGGCCCCCGGUGAAGACGAGGCAAAGCCCGGCAACACGGAGGACGACUUGCCACUGCCGCCGACUCUGCCUGCGGACGAUGUCCAGCCUGCGCAGGAACCGACGAGUGCCGUCCGUGAGAUCGCAGAGCCGGCAGAGACAUCGCCCACCCCCCCUUUCAAGGACCAGAACCUAUCUUUGGCGGCUGAAAAUGAACACGUUGAGGCCAAACCUGUCUUUGAACAGGAAACUCCUGUUGCAGACGUCUAUGCGGACCUUGCCGAGAACCCUGAAUUGCCUUCUUCAGAAUCACGUGGAUUGGAUCUGGAGGCUACGCCCACCAGCCCCAUGGAAGCUACUUCAGACAAUGUCUACCCCGGCACACUCGAGGACAGGUUCCCCAAAGGAUCGCAGCCCACAACCAGCGAGGCAGAGACCGCUAAAGUUCCCGCGGCGGAAUCUGGCCCCAAAGAGGAUCCCCUCUCUACUUCUGAGCCUAUUGACAAUGUCCCUUCCACGACCCAUAGCGCAGCUGAGCUUCCCGAGCUUUCCGAGCCUGGGCCAGCGAGCACGCAAAUACCGUCCGCCGAAUCUGCUCAGCCUGAGCAAUCGGAAAAGAAGAAGAAGAAAAAGAAGAAGAAGAGCAAGGGACCCUCCCUGUCCCAGUUGGACGACAUCCUGUCUAUGGAAAUCACACCUGUUCAGACCCCAACGAUGGAGACUCCUCCUGUCGUUCCUCAAGCUGCUGAGACUCCGUUAACAGAGACUCCAGCUGUUGAGACUCCUUUAGUCGAUAAUCCUGUAGUCGAGACUCCUAUCGUUGAGACUCCUACCGGUGAGACUAUCGUUGAGACUCCAGCUGUCGAGACUCGUGAUGUCGAGGCUCCUGUGGUUGAUAACUCUGUAGUCGAGACUCCAAUCGUUGAGACUCCUAGGGGUGACACUGCUGUUGCUUUCGACGAAGUAGACACGGCUUCCCAGAUGACUCCAGCCCCUGCUGAGGACCCUCCUGUUGAACCCCCUGCUUCCAACACUCCAUUUGGUGAGACUACAGUCGUUGAGACUCCUGUGAUCGAGAACCCCGUAGUUGAGACUCCUAUUGUUGAGACUCCUACAGGCGAGACUACUGUUGAGAUUCCGGCUGUCGUCGACAACGCUCCUGUCGAGAUUCCUGCUGAUAUCGAAUUCUCCACCGAGGAGACCAACCUUGUUGUUGAGACUCCAGCUGCCGUCGAGACUCAAAGCAUUGAGACUCCGGCUGCUGUUGAGACUCCGGCCAUGGCUGGUGCCCCCGAGGAAAAGGCGCCAGAUUUCAUAGAAGAGCCAGCCCCGGAUACGGUCUCUUCGAUCGAGAAGGGAUCCGACGAAGCUCAGGGCAAUGACCUGGAUGCUGCAAAAGAGCAUCUGGCCGUCACCGCAGAGACUCAAGAGCUACCAAGCAGCACGUUGACAGAGUCAGUCGGCCAGGCUGACAAUGUAUCUCCCCUGUCAGAAGAGCCUUCACCAUCUCGCAAGAACGAGGUCUCAGAAUCCGACGCUACUACUAUCAUCCCUCAAGAUGAGCCCGUGGAGCCUGCAGCCAAACCCGAGCAAGCCCCCAUGGCCGAAGAGACGGCGACAAAGGAACCAGACGAACCGGAGACGGCUAUUCGCGAAUCUCAAGAGCCUACAAACGCCGAAAGCAACGAUGAGGCUUUUGCAACGCCGCCGCAACGCCCCAUCACCAUCGAAACCGAAGAUGACGCGCCUGGAAGCCUUUCGCAAGAGCCCACCCUUCUCGACAGCCAAAUUGACGCGGUCGAUACUAAGCCGCAAGAGCCGUUCAUUGAGAAGGAGCAACCCCGCGAUGUUGAGACGCCAGUCGAACCCGACUCGCCAGUCGAGUCCAAGAAGAGCAGGAAAAAGAAGAAGGCAGCGGCAGCAGCAGCGGCAGCCGCCGCGGCUGCAGCCCUACAAGCAGCCAUCGAGGACACUCCUGGAGACCAGAAGGACCAGAAGGAGGCAAAGGACGAGACAAUCACGGACAAGGGCACGAGCAUCACACAAGACAAGACGGGAGACACGGAAUCACCGCCGCCUGAGCUCCCGACAAGCGGAGAAUUCGCUACGGACGUCAAGAUUUCAGAGGAGGCGGACGCAGGGCCAGCUGUUACCAAAAAGGGAAAGAAAAAGAAGAAGGGCAAGAAGUCAUCAACCUUGGACCCGGAGCCUGAGAACAGCCCGUCCACAAGUAUCCCCGAAAGCACGGCAGAUGUAGCGAAUACAAUGGACAAGUCCGCUUAUGUUUCCUCUCCGCCGAGAGAGCCUGUCAGUGACGAAGCUCGUUUCCCGCCAGCAGAAAGCUCGACCGAGGCCGAACCUGCUGCAAUUACGGGCGAGCAAAGACGAAAAUCCGUGACGUGGGCACCUGAACUGGGAUCCGCCGCGAACAAUUCCGAUCUUCCUCUUCAGGAAGCCGGCCACGGCUCGGAAUGGCAACCUGAGGCGGCGACGGCCCCGCCCCCAGCCACCGGAGAGCUACAAACGACGGAGCCAAGCGAACCUGAGGAUCGAUCGGAGGCAGAGAGCCCUCCUCGGGCAAUUGGUGAGGAGAUGCAGGGUUCGGACACGAUGGCUGUCGACGAGACAAGCGAAGGUGUGGCGCAGAAGGAUCUCGACCCAGAAAGCCAAGCUCAAAGGCACCCUGCAAGCGAGACCACCCAGGCGCUGCCCCAACAGCACGAGCACGAACACGCGCACGACAUUGCUGCUGCUGACCCCAUCGACUACUUCCCGUCAUCCUCUGGGCUGCACGCAACAACGCGGGGAGCCACGAGGAGCGACGCUUCAAUUCCCACCGCCCAGCAGGCCUACUUCCCCUCCGCCCACAGAAUGCUGCCCGCAACUGGCUCGUCCAGCAGUGGUGCGGCCAACCGGAAGGGCGGUGAGACACUGGAGGGCGAUGAGCAAGCGGAGCAGGUGGCAAGCAGCGAGGCUGAUGCAACAUCGGACGCCGAACAUGCUGAACAGGCGGGCCGUUCUGGUGCCAUUGGCAAACCAUCUGCGACAGCAGACGCCCAAACGGGAGAGGUUGGCACCAGCGACCCCGGCCUGCAUGCCAUUGUGGAGCCGGACAGUGGGCCAGGGCACGACAAAUCACUGGUCGACACGCAAAACGGGCGGAUGACGGAUGCAGAACCCGUGGGACCGGCCCUCACCGACUCGGCCCUGGAGGCUGGUGGCCCACAAAACACCCCGGUCCAACCCUUGGCCAACCAAGACUCUAACCCGAAGAUCCCCCAACCUUUGCCCUCCCACGCCGCCUCCAGCAGCACCUCGCCUUUGGACGAGGUACCCAGUCCCCGUCCCCGUCCCCGUUCCCGUCACACUCCCAGCAGUCCCAGUUGGUUGGAGCGUGCCAAAAAUUCUGACGCGGGGAUUAUCGAUCCCGCCGCCGCCGCCGCUGCAUCAGCCGAGUCUCGCCCGGAAGACUUCAAUCUCAACGACUCUCCCUACGUUGGGGAUUCCAGAGAACACAAGGCCGAGGAAGAGCAGCACCCCGUUCCCCGCGCCACCGAUGCUGCACUUCCGGGUCAAACUGCCGCCCCGGAAUCACUUGGUGAAUUCAUCGCCUCGGAGCCGCAAGUAGACUCAUUGUCGGAGACCGUUCCAGGCCCUGAACCCACAGGGAUUGUGAAUGCUGGGAGCACCACCCAGAGCCCCGACGAGACUGAGACACAGCCCGAGGAGGGAGCUGACGUCUGGUCCGAGCCCGCAACCCCAAGCAACAUGUCCAAAAAGGACAAGAAGAAGGCCAAGAAGGCAAAGGCCGCCGCCGCCGGAGAGCCGGACGAUGUUGAAGACACCCAAGCACCGGAUGUGGAUGACAGGCCCUCAGCUGCUGAACCCGGUGCCUCGGCACCGAUUGAGUCAUCGGCGCAGCCGGAGCCGGCUUCCAUCCCGGACGCUGCCAGCGCUCCCGGCGCAGAGGACAUUGCGCUGUGGGCUGGUGAUGACGGAUGGGCAAUCCAACCUAACAGCAAGAAAAGCAAAAAGGACAAGAAGAAGAAGCGCGCCGCAGCUCAGGCAGCUGAGGAUGCUGACGCGGUGGUAGCGCAGCCCGAAGAGUCUUCCUCAAAGCCCGAAGAAAUUGUUGCUGAGCAAGCGCUCCCGUCCCCACCAGCACAGGAGGAUGAGAGAUCUCCAAGUCUGGAAGAUGCAGUAAAUGAGCGCCAGACUACCGCUGGGACUUCCGACGUUCCCCUCGAGACCUCUGAGGCUGUUGUCGAAGGCGUGCCCGAAGAUGUUCCCGGCGUGUCCCGUGUUCCUGAUGUCCCGCAUGAUACAAGCGCUGGGGACGAGCAACCGCAAGCACCUCAAGAAGCUGAUGAUGCUGGUUCGACAAAGAAGAGCAAAAAGAACAAGAAGAAGAAGCAGCAGCAGCAGAGCUCUGGUGGCGAAGAAGCCCAAGGCAGUCUCCAGGACCCAACGCGGCAGGACCACCAGCCUGGACAUGGGGAAAGCACAUCCACUCCCGCGCCUGCCCCACCUGUCGACACCUUGCCCGCCGACGCAGAACAUCUCCAACUCUCCAGGGACCCCCAACCCCUUGACGAUGCCUUGCCCGAGGAUUCAUCAAAGGCCUCGACCCAGGAAGACACCCUCAUUCUCGACCGCCCAGAAGACGCACCAAACCCAGCGUCCAUCUCUCAACCGCCGCCGGAUGCUGAGGCUGAGGUCCCUCAGGAAGCACAAACAAUGCCUCCGGAUAGCAUUGCCGACACCACUGUUCUGGCAGAAGAUGAGUUUCCCGUCAUGACCAAAAAGUCGAAGAAGGACAAAAAGAAGAAGAAGGGCCUCGAGACCCCAGAUGAGCCGAUUGUGACGCCGGCGACUGAGCCAGUCGUAGAACAACCAAGCCCGCCGCAGCAGACUCCAGCGCCAGAGUCACAACCCGCCCCGGCUGAAGUUCCCGCCGUCGACGAGCCUGCCUUUGAGCAAGUCGACUCGUCUGAACAAGCUCGGGUGCUCGAGCCUGAUGCACCAUCCUUCAGCACGCCUAUGCCCGCGGAAGAAGCCCAUCCGUUGGAGGAGGAGGAACCCAUCUCCCCAAAGAAGUCGAAAAAGGACAAGAAGAAAAAGAAGAAGGGUGCUUCCGCUGACAUCCUCGCGGAGCAACCCCUGCCUACGGAAACGGAGACCCCACCUGCCCCCGAAGCCGCCCUUAUUGGACAACCCGAACAGAUGGUGAUGCCAGAGACUGAAAGCACUCCCCAGCCAACAGAUGUCUUCACUGAAGACGCGACUACUACGACUGACGAACCCCAGCCCCUGCAAGAGGAGGUAGCGCGCGAGCAACCCAUGGACACCACGCCUGAUGACGAAUCAGUCAGACAAGAGAGCUCUAUUCAUGACGCCAUUGUUGAUGAGGCCACCCCAGCUGUGAUUGCUGAGCCUUCACAGCACGAAGAUCCCAUGGAUCUGGAUGUUGCCGCAACGGAAGAGCUGUCUAAGGCAGAUGUUCCCCCCGUCGCCGAGACCGCCCUAGCGGACACUGUUCUUGAUCCCACGCAGACAGCCGAGGCGCCGAAGCCGGUCACCGUCAACGCAGAGGAUGAGUUCCCUGUCCCGGAGAAGAAGUCGAAGAAGGAUAAGAAGAAGAGCAAGAAGGCCCAGGAGGCUCAGGUGGAGCCAUCACUUGAGGCUGAGCCUCCGGUUGAGCAGUCUCUUCGGGAGGAAACAGUGGCCGCCGAGCCCGAGCCUGCGAGUGCCGCUGUGGAGCCAGCCGAAGAGGUUCCGAUUUUGGAGGAGGAGAAGACGCCGAUUCAGGAACCCGAAAUCAUUGAGACAAGCCAGCCAGUGGUUGCCGAGGAUGAGUUCCCGCUGCCAGACAAGAAGGCCAAGAAGAAGAAGAAGGGACAGGCUCUUGAGAUGAUCGAGCCGCAACCCUCACCCGAGCCUGCUGCCGAGUCUGCCGUCAACCCUGUCAAUGAGCGCUCUCUUGACAUUCCUUCGGACAAUGUUCCCUCGGCGGAAGACAUCUCCCAGGAGCCACCAACGGACACGCCGGCCGACCUGAAUGAUGUCCAAGAGCCUGCCACCGAGGCCCAAGAUGUUCCGCUUCCUGACGCGGACACGCUCAAGGAAGACGUUGCCCUCGAGGCAGAUAAAGCGCGCAGUGACGAGGCAGACACAUUUGAUAUCCCGGAGGGCCAACCUUCUCUCCCACUAGAUGAUGAGCCCUCUUCGCCCAAGCUUUCCAAGAAGGACAAGAAGAAAAAGAAGAAGGCCAAGCUGCAGGAUGAUUCAAAUGUUCUUUCUGAUGCUACGCCGACAGUGGAGGUUCCCGAGGAACCUCUUCCCAACGUCCAAGAGGCGGCACAGGCUGACAUUACUGCUCCUCCACUCGAGUCCACGCAGCCGCCUCAGGAGACAUCUGCUGAUCUUAUCGAGUCCACACCGCCGUCUGAGGAGGUCCCCGCUGUUCCUGCUUCUAACGCGACAGGCCUCACAGCUCCCGCGACAUUACCAGCCGAGGACUCCAUGGAUGUGAUGCCUUCGCAAUCGGCCGAGACGGAUGUCGUCCACACCCAGGAGUCCACGGCUCCCCAGCCUGAACAAGAGGUUCCCUUGACGCCCAAGAAGUCAAAGAAGGACAAGAAAAAGACGAAGGGGUUGUCCAUGGACGAUGCCGCUGUUGAACAAGAAACCUCGAGGUCGCUGCCUGUUGCCGACGGCGCAUCCGACGAUCUCCCAGCAGCAGCAAACUCGCCAGCGGCUGAAGCGCCUACCAAUAACCCUGCUGAAGCUUCUAUCCCGGCUCCCAUCGAGCCAGUCGUUGAGAAGGCUGAGUUUCAGGAUGAAAUGGCCAUCGAUGUAGAACCACCCACAACUGUCGAGCAGGCACCGCCUACGUCAACGUCGGACGCUCCCGUCAUUGUAACGGAAACUCUGCCCGAGCCGGCCCAGCCGGUGGAAGAGAUCGUUCCGGUUGCCCCGGAUACUGUAGACCAACCGACAACGACAUCAGCGCCAAAGCUUGAAAGCGUCAAUGACGUGCCCUCUGCCAGUCUGGAGGAUGCCAUACAGGCCAAGGAAGCCGCCGUCGCCCUACCAGAAAAUGACUGGCCCGAGACAUUGCCUGCCAAGAAGUCAAAGAAGGACAAGAAGAAGAAAAAGUCUCAGGCGCAAAACGACCUGAUGGCGUCUGAGGCUGCCACCCCUGCGGGACUGGCGGUGGAAGAGUUUAAGGAAGAAGAGCCGGCCGUCUCCACUAUAGAGGAGGCCAAGAUCCCGGACAUCGCCGCACCCGACGUUUUCCCAGAUGAGAAAAACCUCUCCGAACCCCUUCACGUCGAUGCCAACAUGGGCCUGGUUCGCGAGAUGGAACGUCCCCAUUCUCCCGCAGACAAGAACCUGGGAAAGCAGGAGACGGCGCCGGCAGAAGAGAAACAGCAAGAUGCCACGACUGACGCUGCAUCUUUCGACCCUCUGGCAGCUUGGACAAACGAGUGGUCGAGUGCUCCGACAAAGAAGAGCAAAAAAGACAAGAAAAAGAAGAAGCGGCAGAAUCAAGUACUUGAAGAUGCCGAAGUUGCCACUCCCCAGGAGGACGAUAUCACGUCAUUCAAGCCAGAGAGCGAGCCGUCCACCGCUGCCGAUUCUUUCAAUAACCCCCCUACAAUCGCCGAACCCUCGGAUGCCAUCUCCAACCCCCCUUCACCGGCGCGGGCCCGGACACCAGCUCUUGCGGAGCAAUCCAUUCUUUCAGUCAGGUCUCGAUCUCCUGACCUCAAGGAGCACUCGGUUCUUUCGAGAAGGUCUGAAUCGCCUGAUCUUGCAGAGCGCUCGCUUCUUUCUGGGCGGUCCCGAACUCCUAAUUAUGCCGAGCAGCGGUCUCGAUCUCCUAACUACACGGAGCACUCGCUUCUUUCUCGACGGUCUCGACGAUCUCGAUCCCCUAAUUACACGGAGCAUUCCAAUAUCUCUGGACGAUCUCGAUCUCCCAACUAUGCGGAGCGCUCGAUGCUUUCAAUACGGUCUCGAUCUCCUGAUUUUGCGGAACGCUCAAUACUCUCCGAGCGACCGACCGAGAGUGUUGCGCAGGAAGACGACGACCGGGAGAGCAGACAUGACAACAGCAAACCCCAAAGCCCCGCAGCGAAAGACCGAGCCCACUCAAGUGCAAGUCAUCGACAAGACGUCAAUGCCGACGUCGUUGGUUCGCGUCCCGCCUCGCCGACGGCAGCCUUGAGCACUUCGAGAAGUAUGGACCUCCCAGAAGCCACACGUUCGUCUCUGGACGUGGUCGACCUCGGCGCAUGGGACGUUCCAGUGACCAAGAAGUCGAAAAAGGGAAAGAAAGGCAAGAAACAGUCGAUUCCGGUUGAAUUAGAAUCUCCACAAAACAUUGACCCAACGCCUGCGCCAAACGCCGACCAAAGCCUUGCGCUGGAGGGUGCCGACAACGUGGGAUACUUUGACAAGGAACCCCUCGAGGAGAAUAGGAGUGCGUCCGCGCCGCCUCCUCCCGAGACAGCAAGUACUCUGCUGACCCCAGCGGACACCCCUCGGCCAGUCGAUGCUACAACGCCUUCUCCCAAAUCAUCCACGUCCGCGGAUGUUGACUUGACGCCGGCACAGGAGACAAGCAGAGUCGUGCACGAAGUGCCCUACGAACAGCCCGACAAGCGGAAGAAACUGAAGACCAGGGAGCAGUCCAACACACUGUUGCCGGAACCAAUCUUUAGCUCCCGCGAUAUCGCAGCUGUGGACCUUGAGGAUCACGGCAGCCAGGAAGACAACGCUGCCGAGCAAGUUGGCACGAUUGCAGAUGUUUCGUUGCUUCCGACAUCCGCGCCGGACGCCCCUGAACACCAGGGCCCUUCGGAGCCAAACGUAGACAGGGACGUUCCUGAACAUCAUGCUACAUCAGCGCCGGACGCCUCUGAACACCAAGGCCCCCCGGAACCAAAUGUAGACAAGCAGGUUCCUGAACACCCUUCAGGGACUCCAUCUGCUCUCGAUAUUGCCGCUUCAUACCUCGAGCACAAGACUGAUCACGACCCCAUUGAGACUACCCGGGCCACGAACCCCGAAAAGCAACACCAAGAUAACGGCUCAUCGAAGCUUGGUGUCGCGGCUGGCGCGGCGGCGAUUGCGGCGGCAGCAGCAACCCUCGCCAAGUCUAGCAGCGCCAAGAAGAAGGGAAAGAAGUCCAAAUACGCAGACAAACGCAGCUCGCAGGAGGACGACUUGUUUGACGAUCAAUCGCUGUGGGAAGACGCCGACAAGAAGCACGUUAGUGAGGCUGCAAACGCAGAGGUUGAGAAGUUCUGGGGCGGUGAAGAGCCGCAGAGUGCGUCUGCUCAAGGGGCGCCAGCCGAGCCGGAUACUACGAAGGAUGAGGAGCAUUACAAAAGACAAGACACGGCGAUGGAGGAGGAUGAUGUUUUUGCUCCAGACACGAAGCAAAGAGAUGGCCCGCCCAUUCGACAGAACCCAGUCGAAUCUGGCAAAUUGCCGUCACCGAAGGAGAAGGAGGAAUAUUCAAAAGGCAUGCCUAGUCUGACAGCGCCUCUGAAGGAAAAGGCCCUAGACGACAAUGUCGAAAGCCCUGUACUGGGGCGAGAGGAAAAGCCUGAAGAGAUCCCAUCUGCUACUGAAAGGGACACUCGCCAAUCGCUGGAUCCAGAGCCAAGCACGAUGACUAGUGAUCUGGACGAGGCCGUUGAUCGCGGCUUCGAGGCCGAGUCUCGCCGCGAUCUCUCCAGCGUCCUCUCAUCCCGAAGCCCCGAGCCAUUCCACGAGACAGGAGGUUUCCGAAGCCCGGUCCCAAGCAUCCUGCCGCCAGUCCAGGAGGAGGCUCACGAAGAAGCUGAACCUCAGCCCAGAUCUCUCCCCAAAACAUCAUCUCGGAGGGCACUACGCACACCAGAGCCCCAUCGUGACAGCGCGCUGAGCUCAGGCUCGUCUCACCCUUUCCGCAAGAGUGGUCUCGACAGCCAAGUCGAGCGGGACAGCGGUGUCAUGCGCGACUGGCAAGAGACAAGUUCGCAAGGGCGCGAGGCUCAGCGCACGCCCGAGCUGUCCAGUCACCGUGAGAGAAGGAGAUCUCGUGAAGCAGAGAGGGCAAAAUCGCCAUCGGUCAGAGACCUUAUCCGACGAUCGCCUUUCGCCGAGGACGAGACUCGCGACUAUCCGAUGUCCAAGACGCCUGUUCUGCGCGACCCUGGCAGCCGGCAACUCGAUACCCCAACUCCGGAGCCGCACAAGAUGCGGCGCAUCAGCCCAGAGCUGGAGAGGAAGCGAUCCAAGUACCAAGACCUGGCCUCUGCGGCGCUGGCCGGGGCUGCGAUCAGCAGCACGUCGUCACCGCGCAGCACGCCCCCGCCCGGCAAUCGCAGCGUCUCGGAGCGUGUUGCACGGCUGCAAUCGCCCGCGCCGGUCGAGCCCCCUGUAGCGCGCAGAUCCAUAUCCAAUAGCAGCCUCUCGCGGCACAGGCGGGCCUUGGGCUCACAAACACCGGAGCCACUCAAGUUCCGGCCUGAAAGCCCAGGCAUCAUCUCUCGCCCAGCCACUGCCACCCCUCCUCUCCGCCGCCGGACAGACAGGCGCAUGAGCGGAGACCUGCGAUCUCUCAGCCAACGAAGUCAGCAAGACCUCACCCAGGACCCGACCAGCUCGUCAAACACCCCCGUCGCCAACGAGGGUCGUGUCCGGACCAAGGACAUGGCCGACGUCUUUGAUGGCUUUGGCGAGGGCCGCAUCGGCUCCCCCCGCUCGCCCACUAGACCACACAGCAUGCGUCGCCGUCAGAGCAUGCAAGUCCUCGAGCUCGAGUCUCGCGUCGAACAGCUCCUGGCCGAGAACCGCAUGCUCGCCGAUGCCCGAACCACCGCGGACACCACCACCACCAGCAAUCGCGCUUCAGCUUCAGGCAUCCUAGCCGAACGCGACGCCGAGAUCGACGUCCUCAAGCAGUCGCUCGAGUUCCUACAAAAAGAGGUCGCUCGCUUGACAGAGGUCAACGAGGGCCUCAACAGCGCCAAUGCCCAGCUUGCUGCCCAACACAACGAACGCUACCGUUCAUUGGAGACGCAGCAUGCAGACACGUCGCGACAGCUGGACGAGGUUCGCAACGAACACGGCCGCUUCCAAGAGUCGCUGUCGCAAAAGGAUGCCGAAAUCAGCAAGCUGCGCUCCGAGCUCGACGCUGCCAAGGACAAGAUCCGCCAGAUGCAGCGCCAGAUUCUGGCCGCCAAGGGCGCCGAUGCCGACUUUUUGAACGUCAAGGACGUCGACCAUUUCGACCACCGAUGCCAGCAGCUGUGCUCCCACGUUCAGCAAUGGGUCCUCCGGUUUUCCAAGUUUUCCGACAUGCGCGCUUGUCGGUUGACGAAUGAAAUCAAUGAUGAGAAGGUCAUUGACCGACUCGACAACGCCAUCCUCGAUGGCACUGAUGUGGAUGCCUAUCUCGCCGACCGCGUGCGACGCAGAGACGUAUUCAUGUCCAUGACGAUGAACAUGAUUUGGGAGUUUGUGUUCACCCGUUACCUCUUUGGCAUGGACCGCGAACAACGACAGAAGCUCAAGUCGUUGGAGAAGCUCCUCACCGAGGUCGGCCCUCCCCAGGCCGUCCGACAGUGGCGCGCCGUCACCCUGACGCUGCUCUCCAAGCGCCCGAGCUUCAAGCACCAGCGCGACCUCGACACCGAGGCCGUGGUCCAGGCCAUCUUCCAGACGCUGUCCAAGGUCCUCCCUCCCCCGUCCAACCUGGAGGACCAGAUCCAAUCACAGCUGCGCCGCGUGAUGAGAGAGGCCGUCGACCUCUCCAUCGAGAUGCGCACCCAGCGAGCCGAGUACAUGAUGCUCCCGCCGCUGCAGCCCGAAUACGAUGCUGACGGCGAGCUCGCCGAGACGGUCACGUUCAACGCCGCCCUCAUGAACGAGCGCAGCGGCGACAAGUCCCUCAACAACGAGUCUCUCGAAGGCCAACACGCCGUCGUCCGCAUCGUCCUGUUCCCUCUUGUCGUCAAGAAGGGGGACGACGCUGGCAACAACGAUGACGAGAUCGUUGUGUGUCCCGCCCAGGUGCUGGUGGCUCGGCCCAAGGGCAAGUCUGUCCGCUUGUUCACGCCCGGCAGCGAGGUUGGCGGGUCGGUGAUUGGCGGCAACGCGGCAGCGACACACAGCGAACUCAGCAUGGGCACUUUCCUGCCCGAACAAGCGUCGAACGUGCGAUCCAACUAA